AUGGAUAACGACAGUAUGAGCGGGAUGAAGACGAUGCAGGACAUCCACACGAAAGAGAUCGACCUGGUGAACCGGGACCCCAAGUACUUAAACGACGACGUUGUCAAGGUGAGUUCAAAUCCGAACGAGUCCGUAGACGAUAUUUUUACGCACUUUGGACAUAUUUAUUUACUUUAUUUUACUUUGUUUAUUGGACUGGUCUGGUUGCAUGAUUAUUUGACCAAAUAGUGCGUCAUGGAAAUUAUGGUGUAAACUAGAAUAGUUCAGUUCCAAUAUUGCAUGUGAGGCGGGUUUGUACUUGGACACAUCAACCAUUUGUUUUAUUAUGCAUGGUACCAUGUCACUUGCACGAUUAUUGGGUAGGAGCAGUCAAAUGUGCACAGUAAGCUGCGUGCGUCAAGGGUGCACCAAUGUAGCCUACUGCGUGUGUUCAAGUUCAAGUUUGUUUAUUGGUCAGAUACACAUGAUGUAAGUGGAGUACACAGUGCAACAAAAUGCUUACUUGCAGGUUCACCUCUCGACAAUGCAACAACAAUAGAAACGUAAAAAAGCCUAUUUAAGUGAAUACAAGAAUUUCACAAAAACCCUAAAUGAUUAAAAAAUAGGAUAAACAUUUAGCAGAAAAUAUGCGAAGUGGGUGGUGAGUCGCAUAGCAUUCUCGCGUGUAACCUAUACUAUAUGUCAGUUUGAGCUUUUUCGGGUUCAUGACCCCUGUUUACAAUGGUUUACAAUAGGUUUGUGAAGGGGCUCAACACGUGCGUAAAAGUUGUGAGUAAGCAGCAGAGCAUAUCCUAAAUAAAAUGUAUUUGUCACAUGCUUCAUAAACAACAGUGAAAUGCUUACUUAUGGGUCCUUUACCAACAAUGCAGAGUUAAAGAUAAAGAUAAAAAAAUAAAAAAUAAAUACAUAUUGUGACAUGAGGAAUAAAUACACAGUGAAUAGGGAAUAACAAUAACAAGUAAAAAUAACAUGACUAUAUACAGGGAGUACCAGUACCUAGUAGAUGUGCAAGGGUAUGAGGUAAUUGAGGUAGCUAUGUAUACUGAACAAAAAUAUAAAUUUUCUGAGUUACAGUUCAUAUAAGGAAAUCAGUCAAUUUAAAUAAAUUCAUUAGGCCCUAAUCUAUGGAUUUCACAUGACUGGGCAGGGGCACAGCCAUUGGUGGGCCUGGAAGGGCAUAGGCCCACUCACGUGGGAGCCAAGCCGACCCACUGGGGAGCCAGGCCCAGUCAAUCAGAAUUCGUUUUCCCAUCAAAAGGGCUUUAUUACAGACAGAAAUGCAAUGCAUGAAAGUAUAAGAAAGUGUAUGUGUGUGUUGAGGUGUGUAUGUGUGUGUUGGGGUGUCAGUGUAAGUAGGUGUGAGUUUGUGGGUAGAGUCCAGUGUGUGUGCAGAGUCAGUGCAAGAGAGUUAGUGCAAAAAAGGGUCAAUGCAGUUAGUGCAGGUAGCCAUUUGAUUAGCUAUUUAGCAGUCUUGUUCAGCAGUCGUAUGGCUUGGGGGUAGACUCUGUUCAGGGUCCUGUUGUUUCCAGACAUGGUGCACUGGUACUGCUUGCCUUGCGGUAGCGAGAGAAAAGUCAAUGGCUUGGGUGGCAGAAGUCUUUGACAAUUUUCUGGGCCUUCUUCUGACACUGCUUGGUAUAGAGGUCCUGGGUGGCAGGGAGCUCGGCCCCAGUGAUGUACUGGGCUGCACUCAUUACCCUCUGUAGUGCCUUGCUCUACAGCUGUAUAACUUUUUGAGGAUCUGAGGGCCGAUGUUGCUGCGGCUGCUGUCAUUAGAACAGAGUGGAACAUCCUUGCUCCAGUGUUGGAAUGGAGGAAAUAUUACUAAUUUCCUGUUGUUGGAACAAAACAUUUCUCACAGUCCUUGUUUAAAAGUUACACCGCAUCUGUUAUUAAAUUAGUGAGUUAUUAAAGAGAAUAAUUAUUUCCAAAGUAGACACAAACCACACUGUGCCCAUUUUGUGUGCUUAUAGUGCCAUCAGAAAGUAUUCACACCCCUUGACUUUUUCCACAUUUUGUUGUGUUACAACCUGAUUUUAAUGGAUUAAAUUGAGAUUUUGUGUCACUGGCACACAAUACCCCAUAAUGUCAAAGUGACAUGACUACCUCAUCUCUGUACCCCAUCUCUGUACCCCACACAUACAAUUAUCUGUAAGGUCCUUCAGUCGGCAAGUGAAUUUCAAACACAGAUUCAACUACAAAGACCAGGGAGGUUUUCAAAUGACUCGCAAAGGGCACCUAUUGGAUGGGUAAAAAAAUAAUAUAAACACACAUUGAAUAUCCCUUUGAGCAUGGUUAAGUUGUUAAUUGCACUUUGGAUGAUGUAUCAAAACACCCAGUCACUACAAAGACACAGGUGUCCUUCCUAACUCAGUUGCCAGAGAGGAAGGAAACCCCUCAGGGAUUUCACCAUGAGGCCAAUGGUGUCUUUAAAACAGUUACAGAGUUUAAGGGCUGUGAUAGGAGAACUGAGGGUGGAUGAACAACAUUGUAGUUACUCCACAAUACUAACCUAAUUGACAGAGUGAAAAGAAGGAAGCCUGUACAGAAUAAAAUAUUCUAUAAUAUGCAUCCUGUUUGCAACAAGGCACUAAAGGUAUACUGCAAUAAAAUUGGCAAAGCACUUCACUUUUUGUCCUGAAAACAACGUGUUACGUUUGGGGCAAAUCCAAUACAACACAUUACUGAGUACCACUCUCCAUAUUUUCAAGCAUAGUGGUGGCUGCAUCAUGUUAUGGGUAUGAUUGUAAUCGUUAUGGACUGGGGAGUUUUUCAGGAUAAAAAAAUAAAAUAAAAAUAGAGCUAAGCACAGGCAAAAUCCUAGAGGAAAACCUGGUUAAGUCUACUUUCCACCAGACAUUCUUGAGAUUAAUUCACCUUUCAGCAGGACAAUAACCUAAAACACAAGGCCAAAUCUACACUGGAGUUGCUUACUAAGAAGACCGUGAAUGUUCCUGAGUGGCUGAGUUACAGUUUUGAUUUAAAUCUACUUGAAAAUCUAUGGUAAGACCUGAAAAUGGUUGUCUAGCAAUGAUCAACAACCAAUUUGACAGAGCUUGAAAAUGUUUGAAAAGAAUAAUGGCCAUAUGUUGCACAAUCCAUGUGUGGAAAGCACUUAGAGAUUUACCCAGAAAGAAUCACAGCUAUAAUCGCUGCCAAAUGUGCUUCUACAAAGUAUUGACUAAGGGGUAUGAAUACUUAUGUAAAUUAGAUAUUUCUGUAUUUCAUUUUCAAUAAAUAUUCAAAAAUUUCUAAAAACAUGUUUUCACUUUGUCAUUAUGGGGUAUUGUAUGUAGAUGGGUGAGAGAAAACAUAUAUUUAAUCCAUUUUGAAUUCAGGCAGUAACACAUCAAAAUGUGGAAUAAGUCAAGGGGUAUAAAUCCUUUCUGAAGGCACUGUAUGUAAAAGAUGAGUUUGUUGAGAGAAAGCUUGGCUGAAAGCGCGCUAAUGUAGGCUAUAGUGAAAACCACCUGUUGUAUGUGGUGGGAACAGAACAGCUGCUGCCACAAAGACAGAGGCUGCUUCCCAAAUGGCACCCUAUUCCCUAUGGCCCUGGUCAAAAUUAGUGCACUACAUUUGAAGUAGUGAACUUUGCGUUCAUAAAACAUGGAAACACGAAAAUAGCUGCAGGGGCAGUGGCAGGCCAAGGGAUUCUCCGUAAACAAAUUAUCAACAGACUUUCAGCAUGCUUACAGAGAAGGGAACUCAACAUGUACUGCACUGACACAAAUUACUGAUGAUUGGUUGAAAGAAAUUAAUAAUAAGAAGAUGGGAGCUGUUCUGUUAGAUUUCAGUGCAACCUUUGACAUUAUUGACCAUAUCUUGUUGUUGAGAAAUUUAUGUGUUAUGGCUUUUCAACCUCUGCCAUAUCAUGGAUUCAGAGCUAUCUAUCUAAUAGAACUCAGAGGGUUUUCUUUAAUGGAAGCUUCUCUAAUGUUAAACAUGUAAACGUGUGGUGUACCAUAGGGCAGCUCUCUAGGCCUUCUACUCUUUUAUAUUUAUACCAAUGACCUGCCACUGGCAUUAAACAAAGCAUGAUUCAACCAUACACGCAUCAGCAACCACAGCUAAUGAAGUCACUGAAACCCUUAACAAAGAGUUGCAGUCUGUUUUGGAAUGGGUGGCCAGUAAUAAACUGGUCCUGAACAUCUCUAAAACUAAGAGCAUUGUAUUUGGCACAAAUCAUUCCCUAAGUUCUAGACCUCAGCUGAAUCUGGUAAUGAAUGGUGUGGCUGUUGAACAAGUUGAGGAGACUUGGUGUUACCUUAGAUUGUAAACUGUCAUGGUCAAAACAUAUAGAUUAAAUCAUUGUAAAGAUGGGGAGAGGCUCUAGUUUUAUCUUUUUCUUGUUAUUGUCCAGGCAUAUGGUCAAGUGCUGCAAAGAAAGACCUAGUUAAGCUGCAGCUGGUCCAGAACAAAGCAGCAUGUCUUGCUCUUCAUUGUAAUCAGAGGGCUAAUAUUAAUACUGUGCGUGCCAGUCUCUCUUGGUUAAGAGUUGAGGAAAGACUGACUGCAUCACUUCUUGUUUUUAUAAGAAACAUUAAUGUGUUGGAAAUUCCCAAUUGUUUGCAUAGUCAACUUACACACAGCACUGAAACAUACACUUAACCCAGCAGACAUGCCACCAGGGGUCUUUUCACAGUCCCUAGGUCCAGAACAAAUUCAAGGAAACGUAUAGUAUUAUACAGAGCCAUGAGUGCAUGGAUCUCCCUUCCAUCUUAUAUAGUGCAAGUGAACAACAAACCUGGUUUCAAAAAAAUUAUAAAGCAACACCUCACAGCACAACGCCUCUCCCCCAUGUGACAUACUUGUUGUGUGCAAGAACUGACAUGUAUGUGUAACUGAUAGAUGCACACACACACACACACACACACACACACACACUACAUGUUAAUGUAUUAAAAUGUAUGUCAAUUGUAAAGUAUUUUGUCUGUAAUGUAUUUUUCGUUAUGUGUCGGACCCCAGUAAGACUAGCUGUCGCCAUUGGCGUCGGCUAAUGGGGAUCCUAAUAAAUCAAGUCAAAACCCUCUCUCCUACUAGCCUUUCCCCUUUCAAUGGGUUCAGUCAUAUGAGAAGAGAACCAUAUGUAAAUAUUAUAACAGGGAACCCAACUCAUGUGAGGAGAAUAACGUUAUUCCAACCCCACAUGUGAAUCUCCAAUUCCACAUGUGAAAGUGAGAUUUUCACGUGACUGUUUUUCAUGUGUGAACUUGCAAUUCCACAGGUGACAGUAAGAUUUUCACAUGAGGAGUUUUCUUACAUGUGAAACGACAAAUGUGAUUUUCACAUGUGAAAAUGCAAUUCCACAUGUGAAAGUGAGAUUUUCACAUGUGAUUGAUUUUCACAUGAUUGAUUUUCAUGUAAUUGAUUUUCACAUGUGAACUUGCAAUUCCACAGGUGAAAGUGAGAUUUUCACAUGUGAAAGUGUUUCACAUGUGAAAAUGCAUAUCCGAUUUUCACAUGUGAAACCACACAUUUUUGAAACUACCAUUCACAUGAGGUGAAAACAUGUCAUUCGUGAAAAGGUGAUGUUAACAUGUUAAUUCUAAAUGUAACACAUGUGGAAAAUAUGGUUUCACAUGUGAAAGUUAAGCUCAACAUGUGAAAACAGCUAUUUCACAUGUUUUUUUUUUGUAAGGGACACACACACACAACAGACCCGCAUACAUACAGACAUACAGUCACACACACAAACACACACAAACACACACACACACACUACUCUCCUUCUGCAGAACCAGUAGACUGUUGACUUUCUUUAGCAGUGAUCUUAUAGUUAGAAUGUCGGCAGCUGCACUCAACUGACCACAUCAAAGAAUCAACAUCACUGGAAUCCAUGCAGAGUUUGCCCUGGGAAUAUAAUAUUUUCCUCUCAUAAAGCUGAGUUCUUUAUAUAGCCCAGUCAAUGGAGUGGAGUGGCUCUAGCAGUGGGCCUAAAGCCAGGCAGCCUUCUGUUAAACCAUGAUGGGGCUAAGCUGGGUAGAGCAGACACACCCAAAGCCACGCCGCACGGACAUCACAGCAGUGAUCGGCUCGCUAACCAGCCACCAGCUAACCCUGCCAAAUUCUCCAGUAUGCCGGGAGGUGGAAGGCACAUUAUAGUGGGAAAUUAAGAUGUUCAGGCUCAAUGGAGUAGCUGAGUCAGGGAUUCCCUUAGAUUGUCCAGGCGGGGUGCAAACAAAGGCCCCAAAUCAACAUGAUUUAUUAAGCAACAAUUUCAAUUCAAUCAAUUAAAGACACAUGAAACCCCUUUAGGUGGGAGGAAGCAGAGCUAGGCAGGGGUUGUCCGCUCCACCUACAGUGCCUUGCAAAAUAAUUCAUCCCCUUGGAGUUUUUCCUACUUUGUUGCAUUACAACCUGUAAUUUAAAUUGAUUUUUAUUUGGAUUUCAUGCAAUGGACAUACACAAAAUAGUCCAAAUUGGUGAAGUGAAAUGAAUAACAGAAAAGUGGUGCGUGCAUAUGUAUUCACCCCCUUUGCUAUGAAACCCCUAAAUAAGAUCUGGUGCAACCAAUUACCUUCAGAAUUCACAUAAUUAGUUAAAUAAAGUCCACCUGUGUGCAAUCUAAGUGUCACAUGAUCUGUCACAUGAUCUCAAUAUAUAUACACCUGUUCUGAAAGGCCCCAGAGUCUGCAACACCACUAAGCAAGGGGUACCACCAAGCAAGCGGCACCAUGAAGACCAAGGAGCUCUCCAAACAGGUCAGGGACAAAGUUGUGGAGAAGUACAGAUCAGGGUUGGGUUAUAAAAAAAUAUCUGAAACUUUGAACAUCCCACGGAGCACCAUUAAAUCCAUUAUUAAAAAAUGGAAAGAAUAUGGCACCACAACAAACCUGUCAAGUGAGGGCCGCCCACCAAAACUCACGGACCAGGCAAGGAGGGCAUUAAUCAGAGGCAACAAAGAGACCAAAGAUAACCCUGAAGGAGCUGCAAAGCUCCACAGCGGAGAUUGGAGUAUCUGUCCAUAGGACCACUUUAAGCCGUACACUCCACAGAGCUGGGCUUUAUGGAAGAGUGGCAAGAAAAAAGCCAUUGCUUAAAGAAAAAAAUAAGCAAACACGUUUGGUGUUCGCCAAAAGGCAUGUGAGAGACUACCCAAACAUAUGGAAGAAGGUACUCUGGUCAGAUGAGACUAAAAUUGAGCUUUUUGGCCAUCAAGGAAAAUGCUAUGUCUGGCGCAAACCCAACACCUCUCAUCACCCCGAGAACACCAUCCCCACAGUGACGCAUGGUGGUGGCAGCAUCAUGCUGUUGGGAUGUUUUUCAUUGGCAGGGACUGGGAAACUGGUCAGAAUUGAAGGAAUGAUGGAUGGCGCUAAAUACAGGGAAAUUCUUGAGGGAAACCUGUUUGUCUUCCAGAGAUUUGAGACUGGGACGGAGGUUCACCUUCCAGCAGGACAAUGACCCUAAGCAUACAGCUAUAGCAACACUUGAGUGGUUUAAGGGGAAACAUUUAAAUGUCUUGGAAUGGCCUAGUCAAAGCCCAGACCUCAAUCCAAUUGAGAAUCUGUGGUAUGACAUAAAGAUUGCUGUACACCAGCGGAACCCAUCCAACUUGAAGGAACUGGAGCCGUUUUGCCUUGAAGAAUGGGCAAAAAUCCCAGUGGCUAGAUGUGCCAAGCUUAUAGAGACAUACCCCAAGAGACUUGCAGCUGUAAUUGCUGCAAAAGGUGGCUCUAGAAAGUAUUGACUUUUGGGGGGGUGAAUAGUUAUGCACGCUCAAGUUUUCUGUUUUUUUGUCUUAUUUCUUGUUUGUUUCACCCCAAAAAAUAUUUAGCAUCUUCAAAGUGGUAGGCAUGUUGUGUAAAUCAAAUGAUACAAACCCCCCCCAAAAUCCAUUUUAAUUCCAGGUUGUAAGGCAACAAAAUAGGAAAAAUGCCAAGGGGGGUGAAUACUUUAGCAAGCCACUGUGAUAACAACCCUCUAUUAAUACCAAAUAUUUUCCAUCUUGUGAUCUUAUGUUUAUGUCUUUCUAAAUUGGGCUUCAAAAAAACAUAGGCACUCUCACUUACAAUUAAAAUAUUCAUAUUUUAUUACCCAAAAUAAUACAUUUACAUUAACAUUCUGCACAGAGCUCUCAUUUAUUUUCCAUUCAAAAUUAUGAAAACUCUGUGUCUGUGUCUUACCCUUACAUAAAAAAAUACCUACAAAAAUUACGUGAAAAAACGUGAGAAAAAAUACUUCUGGUCUUCGGACCCGUUGACUUUUUCCACAUUUUGUUACAUUACAGCCUUAUUCUAAAAUUGAUUAAAUCAUUUUCCCCCCUCAUCAAUCUACACAUAAUACCCCAUAAUGACAAAGCAAAAACAGGUUUUUAGAAAUGUUAGCAAAAAAAAAAAAAAAAAGGAAAUAUGACAUUUACAUAAGUAUUCAGACCCUUUACUCAAUACUUUACUGAAGCACCUUUGGCAGCGAUUACAGCUUCGAGUCUUCUUGGGUAUGACGCUACAAGCUUUGCACACCUGUAUUCGGGAGUUUCUCCCAUUCUUCACUGCAGAUCCUCUCAAGCUCUGUUGGAUGGGGAGCGUUACUGCACAGAUAUUUUCAGGUCUCUCCAGAGAUGAUCGAUCAGGUUCAAGUCUGGGCUCUGGGCUCUGGGCUCUGGCUGGGCCACUCAAGGACAUUCAGAGACUUGUCCCGAAGCCACUCCUGCAUUGUCUUGGCUGUGUGCUUAGGGUCGUUGUCCUGUUCAUCUUUGCCUCAAACCUGACUAGUCUCCCAGUCCCUGACGCUGAAAAACAUCCCCACAGCAUGAUGCUGCCACCACAAUGCUUCACCGUAGGGAUGGUGUCAGGUUUCCUCCGAACGUGACACUUGGCAUUCAGGCCAAAGAGUUCAAAUAUUGGUUUCAUCAGACCAGAGAAUCUUGUUUCUCGUGGUCUGAGACUCUUUAGGUGCUUUUGGCAAACUCCAAGCGGGCUGUCAUGUGCCUUUUACUGAGGAGUGGCUUCCGUCUGGCCACUCUACCAUAAAGGCCUGAUUGGUGGAGUGCUGCAGAGAUGGUUGUCCUUCUGGAAGGUUCUCCCAUCUCCACAGAGGAACUCUAGAGCUCUGUCAGAGUUACCAUCGGGUUCUUGGUCACCUCCCUGACCAAGGCCCUUCUCCCCCGAUUGCUCAGUUUGGUCGGGCGGCCAGCUCUAGGAAGAGUCUUGCUGGUUCCAAACUUCUUCCAUUUAUGAAUGAUGGAGGCCACUGUGUUCAUUGGAGACCUUAAAUGCUGCAGAAAGGUUUUGGUACCCUUCCCCAGAUCUAUGCCUCGACACAAUGCUGUCUCGGAGUUCUACGGACAAUUCCUUUGACCUCAUGGCUUGGUUUUCACUCUGACAUGCAUGUCGUUAUGGAGUAUUGUGUGUAUAUUGCUGAGGAAUUGUUGUUAUUUAAUCCAUUUUAGAAUAAGGCUGUAACGUAACAAAAUGUGGGAAAAUUCAAGGGGUCUUAAUACUUUCCGUAGGCACUGUAUAAACACACGUAUGAACAAAUCACGUGAAAAAUGUCAAACGUUUAAAAAUGUAAUUGAGUUAAUCACAAGAUUUGGAAUUUGCUCAAAUUAAGCUGUCAUUUAAGAUUUGUUUUAUAUAAAUGUUGUCCCGUGUAGCUCAGCUGGUAGAGCAUGGCGCUUGCAACGCCAGGGUUGUGGGUUCGAUUCCCACGGGGGGCCAGUAUGAAAAUGUAUGCACUCACUAACUGUAAGUCGCUCUGGAUAAGAGCAUCUGCUAAAUAUGUAAAAUGUCCAAAGUAAAGGUUAGCAAAAUCAGGUAAAUUGAUAAAGCACACUUUCUUUAACCUCAAUGUCAACUUGUAUUGAGAUCACAUUGUUGUAUAGGCAAUGUUUUAAGUGUAUUUCAAACCCUUUCAGACAAUGCAAAUAAUUACGAUAAAAAAAAAAGUGUGCACUAAAGUUACAAAAAGUUAACUCAAGUUAACUGAUUAACUCUGACAGCUCUAAUUAAAAAUAAUCUCUUUGUAGGAAAGCAUCUGUUAACAUUAAUUCCAAUAGCAUACACAUUCACAGAUUUUCAAAUACAUUCAAAUACUUUUUUGACAAAAUGGUAGGCUAGCUAUCGCCUAUCAUUGAGCUAGCUAGCGAUUAGCAAUUGGCAUGUGAACAUUAGAUACACAUUUCAUUAAAAGUAACCUUCUAAAAUACAUAUCAUUAGUGUGGUUCAUAUGUACAUGUAAAUACACUCAAUAUGAGCCGUCGUUUGUAAAAAUAAAACUAUUUAAUUGCCAAAACAUUUAUAACGGAAAUAAAAAAUCAUCCAAAACGCCAUCUUGUUCUCAUUGACUUCUAUACAAAGCUAGCUACUUAGCUUGGAUGUAGUCGUGUAAAUGGGAAAAUCUUACUUGUUUUUCACUCAGUCAAAACAUUUAAAUUAUACAUUCUAAAAAAAACCAAAAAACAAAGUUUAGUUAAACAUGCUAUCUCUAGAUUUUGAAAACGUAACCAUGCGUACAAAGCGGAAAAAACUGUCACAGAGCGACAUACAAAGAACUGAGGCACGCGUCUGCAGCAGUAACACACCGAAUGCCUCCACCUAGUGGUAGCGCUAAGUAUACAUGUAUAUCAAUGCAACACCAUAAUAAUGGAGUGGAUGGCUCAGAAAUAAUAAAUAAUUAUUCUUAACGCACUUGUAUUAUUAUACUCAGGUAGGCUAGGUAACCUUUUUGAAAACAACCAUUUCACAUGUAAAAACGCAAUUUUCACAUGUGAAACUGCAAAUGUCACCAUUUUUUUGUAAGGGUACACACAGUACAGUACUCAAGUUGUACGCCUCUGGAAAAUUAAAUGGACGUUGCUGGGUUUUGUGGCUUAAAAGAAUGAUACAAUUUAUAUUGCAGGGCUAUACCACCAACUGUUAUUUUAUGCUAUAAGUUUAGCCUGUUCAGUUUAGGAAGUCCCUUGUGUACACAGUAAGAACUGGUAGGAAUGUCUCCUGAAAAAAACGUUCAAUUUGAUAUCGAAAAUGCACUUUUACUCUGCACUAGAUACAGGUGAUGCUAAACCCUCUGACAGCAACACUUCUCUCGCAGACAAAAUACACGCAAUUAAGUAACUGUAAAAUAAAUAUUUGCUCUAUCAUGGGCCUGGUAGCGAAGGGGAGAGUGAAAGAGAAAGAGAGGUAGCGAGAGAGGGGUAGUGAGGUAGCGAGAGAGAGCAAGUGUGCUAGCAUGCGUGUGUGUGUAUAAUAUGCGUGUGUGUUUUUCCACUUUACAGUCUGCACUAAAACGUCUAUGUGGUCAUGGGUACUUGGGAGGCACGUAGCAAACCCGUCGACCACCUAAGAAGUAUUUUUACACUGAAAAUAAAUACAUUUCAUGGUUUACCUGGGGCCCAUCCGCCCACUCUUGACUAGAGUCUUCAUGUACAGAUGUGGGAUCUUCAUUUGAUCACCCUGUUGUUGCAGAACAUUUCUUGAUUUGAUUUGCCCUAACAAAAAAAUUAUCAACCCCUAUAAAAAUGUCCAUGAAUUAUAAUCCACACAAUAAUUCAAAUGUCCUGUUGCUGCAGGAUUAUUAUUUUCCUGCUGUGAGAAACUGGUUAGUGUUGCACCAUCUUGGGAAUAUGGUGCUGUCUAUUUGCCCUCUGACUCAGACAGUUCUGGCACUGUGGCUCUGUCUUUUGUAUCAGCUCUGUCUGUCAGGAAUUGUGAAAAUAUGUUUUAGGAGGGUAGAGAGAGUACAGAGGCAAGGAGGGCAUCACUAAAAUGUUUGUUAAGAGGGGUGGGGGUGUGUGUGUGGGAGGUUGACCUGGUUUGACCUUCCGUACCAGUCACUAUGAGGAAGCAUAAAUCUCUUGUAAAAUGUGUACCUCAUGUCUUGUGCAACUUCAGAACAUCUGCACAAAUGAAUGAGAAGAUAUUGAACUCAAAUGCAAAAUUUUUAGAUAUAGGUUAUAUUCUUUAUCUAUGUUAGUUGCUUUGACUGUGGCUGUCUAAUUUACCAUUAUUGAUUCAGUGAUUCUCCUUUCUCGUCAGGUGGAGUUUGAGGAUGUGAUCGCCGAGCCUGCAGGGACGUACAGCUUUGACGGCGUGUGGAAGGCUAGCUUCACCACCUUCACAGUGACCAAGUACUGGUGCUACCGUCUCCUCACCGCCCUGGUGGGCAUCCCGCUGGCACUGGUCUGGGGCAUCUUCUUCGCCAUCCUGUCAUUCAUCCACAUCUGGGCAGUGGUGCCUUGCAUCAAGAGCUAUCUGAUCGAGAUCCACUGUGUCAGCCGUGUCUACUCCAUCUGCAUCCACACCUUCUGCGAUCCUCUGUUUGAGGCCAUGGGCAAGUGCUUCAGCAGCGUCCGCAUCAGCACCACCAAGGAGGUGUAG
Messenger RNA from Coregonus sp. 'balchen', 12317 nucleotides. The record is from the annotation of a GenBank genome assembly. NCBI's taxonomy places the organism in Eukaryota, Metazoa, Chordata, Actinopteri, Salmoniformes, Salmonidae.